AUGUCCGCCCUGGAGGUUCCCGAGACCGGGGUGUCUCUCCGGAGAGACAACCACAGCAACGACGCCGCCGCCAAACCACCUCAAAUAAUGCGCUUGAAUCUCGCGCAGAGCACCCUCGACGAACUUAUUCAGAGCCUUCGCAACGAUCAAACAGCUCGGCUUCGCCUCGGAAAACAUCCGUCCCUCCACUACGGCACCAAAUCCCAUUCGUUCCACUCCCGUCUCGAAACGCACCGAUCCGAGCUCUACACUAGCAAUGCCACUGAUAAAGAGAACCUAUACUUCUCGGGUGUUUUGAGUCAUAGCUUGGAGGUUCAGAAGGCCAAGGAGGCUACCGCCGCCACAGAUCAGGCAUUGGCCAACCUCGAGCAAAGCUUGAAUGCCUUCGAAAGGGGAAAGGGCAAAACACACUUCAUCAAUGCUGGUGAUGAUGUACGAGCUCUCCGGGCGGGGGACGGUCGGUCGAGCACCGGCAAACAGGCCGCCCGUCUGGCUCGCAGCAAAGUGGAACUGGAGAAAGAUCGAUUGCUCACUGCUGCCAAUCGGUCGGUGUCGUCGAGCCCAGCUCUGGGAGUGGCUCGAUCUCCGGGAGGUCCCCUAACCCCUCUCACGCCCACCUCUGCACCCCUGUCUCAGAAUAAAGACCGGAUUCGCCUCGAAGCCCUCAAGGUCCCCUUCAUCCACCUGCUCGCUAUUCGCGCCGUGUCCGCCCAGUUCCUGGCGCGCCAGACCCGUUCCUCCCUCGAAGACUGCGAGACCCUGGCCCGGAAAUAUGGCCUGGAGAACCGAAUCAACCCGGAGAAGUACGACCUUAGAGAUAAAUCCUACAAAGAUCUCGACGUCUGGAAGUUCCCGUACCUGUCUCAGGAAGACCGCCAGGAGGCAAUUGACAAUGCUAUCUCUGCAUUCGAUCGCAUGCGGAUCUCCCGCUCAGACAAGCUCUGGCAGAUGCUUUUGCCGAAAGAGGAACGGGGUAAGGGCAAGUGCCUUUCUCGGCUGGACUUGCGAACAGGCCCCAUCAAGAAGGCCCUGACCCCACGGAUCCAAGUGCAACCAUCCGAUGACAAUGGCAAAGACGGUUACAUGACCGGCCAAGAUACCGACAAAGGCAGUGCAUCUGGCCUCACCCCCAGGGCUGGGGAGCCUACAUCAGCUCCCAGGUCUGUGCCUACCGUGGCUAAGAAGCGGGCUGGUGAUAAGGAUACGCCGCUUAAGCGCCCGACUCCCAAAGUCAAGGCUGCAGCGAAUAGUACAUUGACUGGUCGCGUGACAAAGAAGGCUGAGCGGAAACCCGCCGGAAAACCGGAUACCAAGUUCAAAUCAGCGGAAUUCGUACACGAUUCUGAUGAGGAGGACACGGAUCUGCGCGAUGCCUCGUCCGCAGACAAGCCUCCGGCAGAGCCCACCAAACUUCAACCACAAACAAAGCCUGCCAGUAAACCGGUCGAGACAGCUUCGAACAGGGAAUCAUCACACGUGCCGACACCCAAGGUGGAACAGCUGGACCCUAUGAUCAAAGCCGAAUCUUCUCCUCAACUUUCUAGCAAACCUCCUGCUGCGAAGAGACCCCCUUCUGCGCGACCGCCUGCCCUAAAGUCCCCUGUGAAACCGUCGCCGCUUGGAUCGUCGCCCCCGACGAAUGCUUCUGAUGUCCCAAGCCGCAGCCGUUCAUCAAGCCAGAAUAAUUCGUCUAGUUCUUCCUCUUCUCCGCUCAUCACUCAAAUCUCCAAGCCAACCCGACCUCUCGCAGCGGCUGCCCCCACAAUUCGAAAAGUGACAAAGCCGAAUGGGGUGGCCAAGCCGUCUGAGCUUGCGAAUCCAUUAAAACGCAAGGCGGAAUUGGAUCGACCUUCAUCCCAUGUGCCAGGCCAGGGUCGGACUACGGGCGACUUGGAGCAUAAGAGGCGACGGGCAGUAAGCACUUCCAGUGGCAGUACUGGCAGUGCUUCGCCGCCGCUUAGUCGUGAACUGCUCAUGCAGCAGCUACACGAGAAGUCGCGGAAAUUCAAACAAUACUAUGCCAAGUACUACGCGCUUCACGAAUCAUUAGCGUCGCAAGCGAAACCGUCUCAGGUAGACAUAGACCGCCUUCAGAAGCAACACGUUCGGCUGCAAAGGAUGAAGAAGGAGAUCUGGGACGAAGACCGACGGUUAAGGGAUUGA
Aspergillus uvarum CBS 121591 is the source of this 2163-nucleotide messenger RNA. RefSeq lists its product as uncharacterized. NCBI's taxonomy places the organism in Eukaryota, Fungi, Ascomycota, Eurotiomycetes, Eurotiales, Aspergillaceae. Bases 1 to 2163 code for a protein of 720 amino acids. The record is from RefSeq and is a predicted model, not a curated record. The transcript has a single exon.